UUACUAAUUACACUCAGAAAAGACGCAAUCUUUACAUAGUAAAACUAUUCUGCAUGCUUUAAAGGGUGUACAGUCAGUGUGGCUUCUGUUGUGAUUUGUGCUGUGAAAUCCUGACAUUCAGGAUUUGAAUCCAGAAUGCAGAUCUGCUUACUUUUUGUUCUGAUCAAGCUGGUGAACACUGAAGUACUCAGAAGGGAGAUGUGUACAGGUGGACAUCCUGGAAUUCCAGGAAAUCCUGGUCACAAUGGAAUACCUGGAAGGGAUGGAAGAGAUGGGUCUGUGGGCAAAAAAGGGGAUUCAGGUGACAUUGGGAAAGAUGGACCUCCAGGCCCCAUGGGACCAAAGGGUGAAGCCGGAGAACAAGGGCCCUCCGGUGUACCUGGUGCCAAAGGGAGAAGAGGUGAACAAGGAAGUAAAGGAACACCUGGAAAAAUAGGACCAAAAGGAAUUCCUGGACCAGUUGGACUCAAAGGCCAAAAGGGAGAACUAGGACUACAAGGACAGCAAGGUGUAAAAGGGGACUUAGGACCUCGAGGUCCAAAAGGGGACAAGGGGUCUAUUGGACUUCAGGGGACUAUUGGUUUGCCAGGCCCCAUUGGGCCAAAUGGUGUAAGAGGUCCCAAAGGUGAAGUAGGAAGUGAAGGCCCCAGGGGACGUCCUGGAAUUCAAGGUGAAAGAGGAGAUAAAGGGGAAAUAGGGGAGAAAGGGAACACUGGGGAGAAUGCAUUAAUAAGGAAUAGUGCAUUUAGUGUUGGCUUGACAGAAGUUUCCAAGUGGCCUCGUUCAGGCAGUCCAAUCAAAUUUGAAAAGGUCAUAUACAACAACCAAAAUCACUAUGACCUCUCCACAGGGAAAUUUACCUGUGUAUUUUCUGGUGUUUAUUAUUUUGUUUAUCAUAUCACUGUCUAUGUCAAACACGUCAGGGUUGCUUUAUAUAAGAAUGGUGCUCCAGUUCUCAAUACUUUCGAUAGCUAUCAGAAUAGUGAGGAUCAAGCUGCAGGAGGCACACUACUGCAAUUACAAAUUGGAGAUCAAGUGUGGCUUCAAGUAAUUGGUGGGGAUUCUUAUAACGGACUGUUUGCAGACAACAAUGAUGACACUGUUUUUACCGGGUUUCUGUUGUUUACUGAAUAAAGAACGAUUAAGACAUACAUUCUUCAAUGAGAGUAAGUAUUUAGAUUUGAAAAGAAUAAAGCAACCAACUUCAUAAAUAAAAAAGAUUAUCUGAUCAUUUUCUCAAUGAGACUUUGCUUUUUAGGAUAAUCAUUAUACUUCAGCUUUUACAGUGCUUUGAGCCUUCUUAAGGCCAUGAUAGUGUAAGUUUCUAUCCUUUUCAUAUCCAGUUGCUAAUGCUGAUAU
Stegostoma tigrinum is the source of this 1359-nucleotide messenger RNA. RefSeq names its product C1q and TNF related 9 (gene c1qtnf9). The record is from RefSeq and is a predicted model, not a curated record. Lineage: Eukaryota; Metazoa; Chordata; Chondrichthyes; Orectolobiformes; Stegostomatidae. Gene Ontology annotation, molecular function: protein binding. The transcript has 4 exons. Bases 136 to 1134 code for a protein of 332 amino acids.